AGAAAAAAAAUUGCAGAAUUUCUCCAAAAUUUUCAGAUAUUUCAAUCAGAGAUGAAGAAUCUGAACUCAGUAGUAACUCAGAUGAAGAACCUGAACUCAGUAGUAACUCAAUCAAAACUUCAAUUGCACAACACCAGAAAUGCAUUCAAAUUCGGAUCCCAAUUACCCUUCCCCAACAAUUAUUACUGUCUCUACACUUCAUGCAGUACCGGAAAUGGCAGAACCCUCACUCUCUCUUUCACCACCAACACCACCGUUUUUGCGCAGCUCAAAACCUCUGACAAUGAGAGUAGAAUUAACAAGGGCAAGAAGAAGAACAAGGGCACGGCAACUAAAAUUGAAGCACCUGAUCCUGGCGGAGCUCCGGCUGUUUCCGGCGCCGGAAGUGGUGGAAAUCCAAAAUUACCACCGCCGAAGGUCGAUUCGUGGAGGCUGAAGGGUUUGCCUAAAAAAGUGUUGUCGAUUCUCUCCAAUUUGCCCCUGGCGAUUGCUGAGAUGUUUGCUGUUGCUGCUUUGAUGGCAAUAGGAACUUUCAUUGAGCAAGGCGAGGCGCCCGAUUUCUAUAUUCAGAAGUACUCCGAAAACAGUCCUAUUUUGGGAUUCUUCACAUGGAAGUGGAUUUUCGCACUCGGAUUUGACCAUAUGUUCUCAUCUCCGGUAUUCUUGGCAACAUUAACUCUUCUUGCAGCAUCACUUAUGGCUUGCACUUCUACUACACAGAUUCCCAUUGUGAAGGUAGCAAAAAGAUGGUCCUUCUUACAAUCAGCCAAGAGUAUCCGUAAGCAGGAAUAUUCCGAUACCUUACCCAGAGCUUCGAUUAAGGAUUUGGGUCUCAUUCUAAUGGGCAACGGAUAUGAAGUAUUCUUAAAGGGACCAUCACUAUACGCAUUCAAGGGUAUGGCAGGUAGAUUUGCUCCCAUCGGAGUACACCUAGCAUUGCUGUUAAUAAUGGUCGGUGGAACACUUAGUGCAACCGGAAGUUUCAGAGGCUCGGUAACAGUUCCACAAGGUCUAAACUUUGUAAUAGGAGAUGUAUUAGGACCAAUCGGAUUCUUAUCCACUCCUUCGGAAUCUUUCAACACCGAGGUUCAUGUAGAUAGAUUCUACAUGGACUACUACGACAGUGGAGAGGUAUCGCAGUUUCACAGCGAUCUUUCGCUGUAUGAUCUUAAUGGAAAAGAAAUAAUGAAGAAGACGAUAAAAGUGAAUGACCCUUUGAGAUAUGGUGGGAUUACUAUUUACCAGACGGAUUGGAGUUUGUCCGCAUUACAGGUAAUGAAAGAUGAUGAAGGGCCGUUUAAUUUGGCUUUGGCACCGUUGAAAACCAAUGGAGAUAAGAGGCUUUACGGAACCUUUUUGCCUGUUGAAAAUUCCGGUUCUACUAAUCUCAAGGGAAUAUCAAUGCUUGCUCGUGAUAUGCAAUCGAUUGUCCUAUAUGAUCAAGAAGGGAAAUUUGCAGGAGUGAGAAGGCCGAAUUCGAAUCUUCCGAUCGAGAUUGAUGGCGUAAAGAUUGUUGUAUUAGAAGCAAUUGGCAGUACUGGCCUUGAACUAAAGACCGAUCCAGGAGUGCCAAUUGUUUAUGCUGGUUUUGGUGCUCUCAUGCUCACCACUUGCAUCAGUUUUUUAUCUCAUUCUCAGAUAUGGGCCUUUCAAGACGGAACAGCUGUGGUUGUAGGAGGUAGAACAAAUCGAUCGAAGGGUGAAUUUCCAGAUGAUAUGAACUUCUUACUUGAUCAAGUUCCUGAAUUAAUUGAUUCUUCUGCUUCAAAUCAAUCAGAAAUUAUCGGUGGCUAAUUUUAAUUAAGCCCGAUAUAUAACGGGACACUCGAAUGUCGGAAUUUUGAGCUAGGGUGAUGAAAAUUGGAAAUAAUAAUCAUUAUUUUGAAUUUAUACUAAAUAGAGAAGUGAGGCGUUAAAGAAAUCGAGACACGACCAAUCAGGUGAGAGUUUUUUUUGCUUAUACUUAAUCUUUGCAUGUAAAGCCUUUUUUAUUAUCAUCUCUUACAAGACAGUAAGACAAUUUCUCAUAGGUAUAUAUAAUGUCAUUUACUGUAUAUUGUUUUUUUAGUACAUAUAUACAUUGUC
Molecule: messenger RNA, 2085 nt
Organism: Erythranthe guttata (spotted monkey flower)
Lineage: Eukaryota; Viridiplantae; Streptophyta; Magnoliopsida; Lamiales; Phrymaceae
Product: cytochrome c biogenesis protein family
Source: RefSeq, a predicted model, not a curated record